Messenger RNA from Orycteropus afer afer, 969 nucleotides. RefSeq names its product family with sequence similarity 170 member A (gene FAM170A). Gene Ontology annotation, cellular component: nucleus. The record is from RefSeq and is a predicted model, not a curated record. The coding region runs from base 1 to 969 and encodes 322 amino acids. The transcript is spliced from 3 exons. Gene Ontology annotation, biological process: fertilization. Lineage: Eukaryota; Metazoa; Chordata; Mammalia; Tubulidentata; Orycteropodidae.
AUGAAACGACGGCAAAAGAGGAAACAUCUAGAAAAUGAAGAGUCCCAGGAAACUACUGAGAAAAGUGGAGGAGUCUCGAAGUCCCAAGAAGACGUCUCUAAGCCUGAAUCCACUGGGGUGACCAAAGGCUGGAGCCUGGUGGUAGGGGAAGUCUCCUCUGCUUCUGAAUACUUCUCCUGUGUUUCUUCUCCCCACAAACUUGGUGGAGUCCAGAAAAUACAUCAAGACAGCCUCAGGCCUAGAUCACCCUUAGCCUGGGUUCAGGAACGAGGGGGGAAUCCUUCACCCUCACAACAUGUCUCCGUGUCUUCCCCUUCAUCCUAUAAGACCUGUGUGUCUUCCUGGCAUGAAAACAAAGAGGAAAGGGGCCUGAAAAUAUACUACAUGCAGGUACAAAUGAAAAAAGGUGUGGCUGUCUCUUGGGAAACAGAGGAAUCCUCAGAAUCAGUGGAAAGGCAGCCGAGAAUGGAAGAAGUGACUCUUCCUGAGGAGGUGCAGGUAGAUACGCCUCCCUCUGAUGUGUCAACCAGAAACCUCUUAUCUGACAGCGAGCCCAGUGGGGAGGAGAAAGACCACCAGGAAAGGGCAGAGUCAGACAGCCCACCACGGUCACCUGCAGUUGAGGAGAGAUCCAGGGCUGGGACACCUGAUUGGCUGGUGACCAUUGAGAAUGGCUUCAGGUGCAUGGCCUGCUGCCGGGUCUUCACCACCUUGGAGAAUCUCCAGGAGCACGUGCAGUAUGGGGUCAGGGAGGGCUUCAGCUGCCGUGUCUUUCAUCUCACCAUGGCUCAGCUUACAGGCAAUGUGGAAUCUGAGAACACCCAGGAGGAAGACGAGGAGGAAGAGGAAGAGGAGCAAGAAGAAAAUGAGGAUGAGAACCAGCAGCCCACGAGAGAAGAACUUGGCAUGAAGAGACCCUGGAGCCAAUGUCCAGGCUGUGUGUUUCAUUCUCCAAAGGACAGGAAGUGA